CUUUUUUUUGAGCUGAACAGAUAAAGUCACAAAGCUGCUCAAAGCUGGAACAAGCUGAAUUUUCCUUUUUCUUUUUUUUUUUGAGCCCAUGAACCAAUCCGCGUACUAUAAUCCUAAUUUCUACACGCCGGUGCUUCCAGCAGGCUGGGUAGAGUAUAAAGCACCUACUGGCCAGCCUUAUUGGUAUAAUACUUUGACAAGGCAAAGUACAUGGACAUUUCCUGUUCAAGCUGUUUCACCUCAAUCACAGCAACAAGAACAACCAAAAGAGAAAAAAAAGAAGCAGAUCAAAAAAAAGAUUCCAGGCACUCAUUGGUUAUUUGUUUUGACACAUGAUGGAUAUGAAUUCUAUUACGAUCGAGAAACCAAGACAUCCGUCUGGGAAAUGCCAAAGGAAUUAGAGGAACCAAUGAAGGAAUUGGAGAGAUUAGAGAAAGAAGAAAAAGAGCAAAAAGAAGAAGAAUCUAAAAAGCGUAAACUAGAACAAGAGCAAAAGGAAGAAGAAGAGACAAAAAAGAUAAAGAUGGAGCAAGAAGAAAAAGAGGAAGAAGAGGUGAAUGAAGAGAAGAAAGAAGAAGGCAAGGCUGAACCAACAGAGAUGACAGAAGAAGAUAUUAUGUGGCAACUAGAACAGAUGGAGGAGGAACCGGAAGAACAAACCGAGGAACAACCGGAAGAGCAACCAAAAGAAAUAAAGCAAGAGAAAGUGAAUGAGAUAUCAGAGGAAGAAAGGAUUAGACAAUUCUAUGAAUUAUUGAAAGAAAGGAAUAUUUCACCCUUUGCGGUUUAUAGUACAGAAUAUCCAAAGCUAAUGAGUGAUCCAAGAUUUGAGCUCGUACCCAAUAAUAAGCAAAAGACGCUCUUUAAUAAAUAUUGUCAUGAAUUAGGUGAAAAAUUAAAGAAUGAACAAAGGAAUAAAAAGAAACCAGAAGAAGAGUUUAGAGAAUUGCUUGAAUCCAAGGUGACAGAAAAGAUGUAUUUUGAUGAUUUUCGACGUAAAUGUAAAGACGACCCCAGAUUUAAAGUGAUUCCGAGUACAAGAGAAAGAGAGGCACUUUUUAAGGAUUAUGUGAAACAUCAUUUGAGUAAAAAGAAGAAGGACCCAGUAGGAGGAUACAUGAUGUUAUUACGGGAGACAAAGGAAAUUCGACCAGGAAUACGUUGGAGAGAUGCAAAGAAGAUACUUGAGAAAGAUGAAAGAUACCAUGCGAUUGAAUCUAAGCUUGAAAGAGAAGAUUUAUUUCGUGAUUACUUGGAAACACUUCAAUAAAGGACUUACCCUUAUAUAUAAUGAAACACUGUUGGCGGUUCAUUUGUAAACGUGACAGAAUGAUUUGACUUGCUUUUACGUGGUAUAACAUCCUUACUGUCAUUCUCUUUAUUGACUGCGGCUGGACAACUGUAGCGUAUCAGAUUGGAUUUCAAGUUUUGUUUUUCUUGUUCUUUUAUUAUUUCUUGUACAAGUAAGAAACUAUCACUCCUACGAUGUCUUUUAUAGCUUGGAGGUGAAGGUGGUGGUGAAAAGAUAGCAGACAUUUUUUAAAAAAGAUGAAAAAAGAAAGAAAGGAGAAAGAGAGAAAGAGAGAAGAGUGGGGAGGGGGGGGGCUUAAAAAGAUUUUUUUUUUUGAUUUAUCCAAAGAUUAACCGUCGAUCUUUUUUUCUUUAUUUCAAAUGUCGAUCAUUCCUUUAAAUAGUGUGUUUUAGGUUUAAAA
Molecule: messenger RNA, 1712 nt
Organism: Rhizopus microsporus ATCC 52813
Lineage: Eukaryota; Fungi; Mucoromycota; Mucoromycetes; Mucorales; Rhizopodaceae
Exons: 5
Coding region: 89-1270 (393 amino acids)
Cellular component (GO): nucleus
Molecular function (GO): RNA polymerase binding; transcription coregulator activity
Source: RefSeq, a predicted model, not a curated record